This is a messenger RNA of Morus notabilis, 771 nucleotides long. RefSeq names its product 60S ribosomal protein L6, mitochondrial. Lineage: Eukaryota; Viridiplantae; Streptophyta; Magnoliopsida; Rosales; Moraceae. Gene Ontology annotation, cellular component: ribosome. The record is from RefSeq and is a predicted model, not a curated record. Gene Ontology annotation, biological process: translation. The coding region runs from base 158 to 466 and encodes 102 amino acids. Gene Ontology annotation, molecular function: structural constituent of ribosome; rRNA binding. The transcript has 3 exons.
UAUUCCUCUAGUUCUAGGGUUUAGCAGAAUUGUUUUGAUUUUGAAAUUCAAUUUUCUUUUCUCUUUGGCUCAUUUCUCCUUCCAUUGUUUCCCGAGUCUUCCUCGCCACAAGUUGUUAUUAGAAGCUUAAGGAUUUGGCUUGUGGGACAUCUAUUAAAUGGAAGCGAAAUUUUUCCGGUUUCUAAAGAUAGUCGGGGUCGGGUACAAAGCGAGAGCUGAAUCCCAAGGACGGCUGUUGUAUCUGAAAUUGGGAUACAGUCAUGAAGUAGAACUGACUGUUCCCCCGGCUGUUCGCGUCUUCUGCUUCAAGAACAAUGUUGUUUGUUGCACUGGCAUUGAUAAGCAGAGGGUUCAUCAGUUUGCAGCUGCUGUUCGCAAUUGUAAACCACCUGAGCCUUACAAAGGCAAGGGCAUAAUGUACGUCGACGAAGUCAUUAAGAAGAAACAAGGGAAGAAGUCGAAAUGAUUGCCAAAGUGCUGGUUAUUUCUGAAAUGCACUUCGGCCGAAGGAUUAUUUUUUGCCAAGGACCCAGAGAAGAGAUUAAUUCGUACAUGUUUUGUUUGAAGCAAAUUCUUCCACUAGCUCCGUUUUCAGUUUUUUUUUUUUUGGUGCUGGGAAAAUCUAACUGAAAAACAGUUAUUGGAAUAGGCAAUUUGAGAGAAGAAAAACAUUUUUUUUUUUCCAAAUAUAAUUAGACCAUGGUUGUUUCUGCCUCGUGUGGGGUAUCGAUAACAUUUUCUAAAGCUUCUAUUCACCUAACUUUGCUGGAU